This is a messenger RNA of Ogataea polymorpha, 1545 nucleotides long. RefSeq lists its product as uncharacterized. The record is from RefSeq and is a predicted model, not a curated record. Gene Ontology annotation, biological process: tRNA processing. The transcript has a single exon. Gene Ontology annotation, cellular component: nucleolar ribonuclease P complex. Bases 1 to 399 code for a protein of 132 amino acids. Lineage: Eukaryota; Fungi; Ascomycota; Pichiomycetes; Pichiales; Pichiaceae.
AUGAAGAAGCAGAAUCCGGCCAAGACACACAGACCGCCCAAAACGGUGCCCAAAAACGACCACUACCAGCGGCUCGGGUUUCUGUACCAGGCGGCUGCGCAACUGGAUCCUAACGGUGCGCUGUCAAGGAUGUACCUGCGCAACAUGGACGUAGUGGCCAAGAAGACGGUGCUCAAACUCGACCCCAGCUUGAAACGCACUAUCUGCAAGAAGUGCCACCGUCUACAGCUGCCCGGACGGACAGCCUCGAUUAGGAUCGAAAAUACCAGCAACGCCAAGAGCGCAGAAAAUGACGUUCUUGCUGUAUCGUGUGUGUGCGGAACGCUCAAACGGUACCCUAUAGGAAGAGCCCGCGACUACGUGCUUUUCAGCGACAAGAACGAGGUACAGGACGCUUAGCAUUCAUAGCAUCUAAUAGCAUUUAAUGAUUUAAUGUACAGGAGCUUCCACUUAGUAGAACUCGUCGGUCAAAAACGACGUCAGAUGGCCCUUGGUUCUCAGUUGCUUGUCCUCAAUCGCGUGUCUCUCCACGAUCUCCGUUUGUGCUUUUUUCCACUCGCCAAAGGCGGCCCCAUAGUCUAUUCUCGUCAGCUUUUCAAGUGGCUCGUCCUCCUUGUCGAUGUCCAGUUCGCCCAUCAUGACAACAUUCUCGCCUCUGAUUAGGAAUAUCUGCGGUUCCGUCGACUCGCCGUAACGCGACCUAUCCAGAUAAAUCCGUUCCACACCGUCGUGAAUGACAAGGUUGGCAAACUGGUCAAACGUUCUGAGCACGCCAAUAACGCUUCUGCCGUCUCUCAACAGCACAAACACCUUCCUGUCAACAGAGCCAAUAAUAGCAGCCGUCGUCGUAAACGAGUACGAUUGCAAAUAUAGGUCUUCCAGAUUCGAACUAGACCCACUCGACAUUAUUUAAAAAGCUUGUUUUUUCUUGACUCUUUUUACAUAAGCACUACCUACAUACACCCAUCUACAAGAAUUCUCUCGCCUUGCGUCUGUACUCGUUGCAGUCUCUGAGCCACUGUCUGUAGUCCUUGAGUGACCCAAUCUUCUCGCCGUAGUAGUCUGGCACAGGAUUAUUCAUGCUCUGUCUGGAGGCGUCCACUCUGCGCUUGAUUAUGUGUCUGAGAAACAGCUUUUGCUUGAUGCGGAAACUGUCCAUGAGCUUGCGGUUCUUCAGAGCAAACAAUGGAUCGCCAAUCAAGCUAGGCCCAACCAAAAAUCCCAGCACUCCCAUCGCCAAAAUGCCUCCAAUGUGAACGGUGAAAGUGUCUAGUCCGAAUAUGGUCUCUGUAGGGUCGAUCUCAAUCUGCGAAACGUAUCCCCAGGAGAUCGCAACGGCAAGGAAACUCGAGAUACCGGAUCCAAGCAACGACAUGCGGUGCUGUUCUUUUCUCAGAGCCAAAAACUGUUCCCACGUCAUUUUCUUUGCCAGCUCCAAUUCCUCAGGCGUCAGCUGGUUCUUGGAAGCGGCAGCCCUUGUGGACUGCAAACGCACAUUGACUUUCGGGAAAACUCCCGAGGAGAGUCCGACUCUGCUGCGCGAAC